Messenger RNA from Eriocheir sinensis (Chinese mitten crab), 3212 nucleotides. RefSeq lists its product as uncharacterized. Lineage: Eukaryota; Metazoa; Arthropoda; Malacostraca; Decapoda; Varunidae. Bases 913 to 2580 code for a protein of 555 amino acids. The record is from RefSeq and is a predicted model, not a curated record. The transcript has 5 exons.
CAAAGUUACGAGAGUCAGUCAGUGUGUCACGAGCAGGUGAGGGGGACGCACGCUGCCGCAUCCUCUCUCACUUUCCAUGCGGCCCACCUCCUCCCUCCGCGCCAGCCGAUCUCACGAAGCCAGCCUCUCAGCAUCCCUUUACCGCCAUUACUUCGUCUAUUAACCCCUCUCCCUCUCUUCCCUUCUGCUCAAACGUCCCAUUAACAUAUAGACGAGACUUUAGAGGGUAUACGUACAUGAUUAGUUAGCCGUGUGUGGGUCUGUGUACGUGUUUAUGUGCGUGUUUUAAGUGGUUAUUAGUGAGAGAGUGAGUGAUGCGCUGAAAGCCUGUGUUUGUGUACCUGUUUGUGGCGGUGGUGGUGACUCUCUCCGCUCACGUGCAGGAGAAAAAAAAGAAAGUAACGAAGAAGAUAACACGAGAGAGGAAGAAGGGAAGAAAAACAGAAGUAAAGAAGAUAACAGAGGAAAGGAAGAAAAAAAAAGAUAAUAUUGCAGAGAGGAAGUAGGAAAGAAGGAGAGAAGAAACAAAGAUAACACAGAAAAGAAGGAAAGAAAGAAGGAAUAACGAAAGGAGAAAACGAAAUAAAACAACAGAGAGAAGAAGAGGGAAAGAAAGAAGGCAAGAAACAAGGAAGAUAACACAAAGAGAGGAAUAAAGGAAAGAAGAAAGAAAGAAGAAAAGGAAAGUAACAAAGAAGAAAACAAGAGAGAGAAAGAAAAAGAAGGGGAAGACAAUAGAUCGGGCCACACUGUCUUUUGUUUGAACGAAGAUGCGUCGGUGGUGGUGAUGGUGGUGGUGAUGAUGAUGGUGAUGAAAAUGGUGAUGAUGUUAUUAGUUCCUGCUCAUUUCAAGACGACUUUAUUAAUAUUUGGGCAAGAGUAAGUGAGAGCAGACAGCGGCGAGCCCUGAGAAUGGUGUCGCCCGGCGGUGGGUGGUGGCGCUGGUGGUGGUGCUGGGCGUGGUGGUGGGCGGGGGUGGGGGGCGGGUGGGGCGCCGUCAUCCCGCCGCCCUGGGUCAACCACACCCUCAACCCCUGCGCCGCCCAGUCCUGGCAGCUCCUCCUGUGGCCCAGAGACGCGUCCUGCCACAGAAUCUUUACCCAGGGUCCGUGCGGCGAGACUCAAGAGUUCUACUUCGACGUGGCUGCCGGGGAGGGGCGGUGCCGGUGUCCCCGCGGCAGCCUCUUGCACCGCGACACCCGCCGCUGCCACUCCCGCUACUCCCGGGGCCCCUGCCUGCCCAGGGAGUACCUGGACGGGCACGGCGAGGAGCUGCGGGAGGGGGAGGGGGCCUGCCGGGCUUUCGGGGAAUGUCCACCUGGGCAGGUGUUCUGGCCGCCCACGGGAGAGUGUCACCAGCACCACACCCGCGGGCCCUGCCUCAACGGCUACCUCAUCUACGUGAACCCAAACACCGGGUUCCCGGACUGUGGCUGUGAGCGCAGCGUGAUGUUCAGCAACUACUGGGCCUUGACGGGGCUGUGCUUCGAGCUGUUCCAGCGCGGGCCGUGUCUGGACGGCACCAUCUUCCUCUACAACGCGACGCGAGGAGCCACGCAGUGUGGCUGUAGCUCCUCCAUCCUCACCAACUACCACCACGAGAGCAGCGGCUGCUAUGAGCUAGGGCAGCGGGGCCCCUGCCGCCCCGGGCAGCUGCUGGCCUUCAACCCCGCUGCCCUGGUCACCACCUGCACCUGCCGCCCUGACCAUGCUCUCUGGCCACCCAGCGGGGCCUGCCAUCUGCUUUAUUCCCGGGGGCCGUGCCCCACUGGUCACUUUUUCACGCCCGCACCCAACAACACUGGCACGUGCCAGCCGUACCCGUGCUCGGGCACGCGCCGCUACCACCCGUCCACGGACGACUGCUACAGGCUGGGGCGGCGCGGCCCCUGUCACCUCGGCAGUCUCUUCAUCUACGACGAGGACACACCGCUGAGGGGCACCUGCGGCUGCAUACAGGAGCUGGUGGGCUACUGGCCGGCGGACGGCCGCUGCUAUGAAGUGGGGAGCCGCGGCCCCUGCCCCCGCCACCAUGUGCUGACCCACGACAAGGGCAACGCCACGGCCCACUGCGUCUGUGACUUGCGGAAGGGCUACAUCGCCUGGGGUGAUGGAGAGUGCCACCUACUGAACACUCGCGGGCCGUGCCCUCCGGGGCAACGACUAGCGGUGAGGCAGUGGCGGCCCCUCACCCCGUCCUGCACCUCAGAGCCCGCUCUACCCCUCACCCUGGAGGAGGACAAGCCCGGCCCAGACGCGCCGCCACACUUUGAGGUCAGCAAUAGCGUCACGGCGGCGCGCGGCGACGACACCUUCAGAGUGGGUGACACCAACGCCACCAUGGCGCCCCCCACCACCCCGCCGGCCACCACGACCACCACGACCACCACAGAGGCCACCGCCGGCCCCGGGACGAGGUCUGGCCGCUCCAUGCCAGGCAGCGAGGCGCGGGACGUGCUCGACUCGUCACACUUCCUGCUACCAGACGAAGAUGAGGAGUCCCGCACAUUCUACACGGGCCAUCCCGAGGGGGGCCGCUCCCUCGACCCAUGGUGGGGCACCCCAGCACCUUCGUCCUGACCCUACGUAGUCCUCUCUACCUCCUAAUGGGCAUUACAAUCCAAGGCACCAGUGCCACCUGCCUGUGAUACCCGGCACCCGCCCCGCUGCUCAACACCCCCGAACGCCGCCCACCCCGCCAGGAAACCCCCACAUCAGUAGGCGACGCGAAGGAGACGAAACAAUUAUGACGUGGCGGUGACCGCCUGCAGCUGUAUGCUACACGGUCACCUGUUGUGAAAAUGGCGAUGAUGAUGAUGAUGGAAAUUGUGAUGAAGAGAAAUCUGCGGUGAUAAGUCUGCAAAUGCUGUGGCGAGGUGAAGCAAUAAUCAGGUUCCCGUCACAAUGUUUUCCCUGAUAGUAAAUGAUGACGACGGUAAGAGGUAAUGACAAAAUAGAUAGUAAUGAUGGUGAGAGAUAAUGGCGAGGAGGCUGGAGAGAAAAGUCCACACCGGAGGGAAAGUUUUGGGUGGGGGUGGGAAGCGUGAACACCGUGCCUUCAAGUGUGUCUGGGUGUGCCGCAGCUGCCUGUCUACCCGUACGUCUUUCCACGCGCCCGCCUGACCGUUUUCAGUCACGACACGUUUCUGAAAACGCGUUUGUACGACAGUUCGUCAGCUUGUCACUGUUUUCUAAUUACAACAAAUGAUUCA